This is a messenger RNA of Papilio polytes (common Mormon), 1701 nucleotides long. Its product is annotated as adenosine deaminase CECR1-like. NCBI's taxonomy places the organism in Eukaryota, Metazoa, Arthropoda, Insecta, Lepidoptera, Papilionidae. Gene Ontology annotation, molecular function: adenosine deaminase activity. Gene Ontology annotation, biological process: adenosine catabolic process; inosine biosynthetic process. Bases 132 to 1649 code for a protein of 505 amino acids. The transcript has a single exon. The record is from RefSeq and is a predicted model, not a curated record.
GUUGAUUUUAUUUAAACUGUGAAUACAAAGCUAUAUAUAUCUCUGAACAACAGUACACGGUCAGUAUUGCGGCUUAACGGGCCCUGUCACCGGGCUAGUGACCGUCUAACGCGAUAACAAACACAUCUACAAUGGCAUUCGUUUCGACUACAAGUGUUCUGUUUAUGUUAUUCAUAUUGACUUCCGCAAAAUCUAUACCAAAUUAUAUCGAGAAUCGAAUAAAUUUAAUCGAAAGUGAAGUGGACAUGCAAUUAGGAAGUGAUGUGAUUUUAAACGAUGAUGAGAAACAAGCCAACGAAAUAUUAAUGCAUUGGAAACAAAAGGAAAUCGAAGAAUCGUUUCGCAAUCCGCAACAUUUCAAUUUCUCGAAACAUUAUUUUGCGUACAAGAACGAUAUACCUAAAUCUAAAGUAUAUCAAAUCAUAAAGCGAAUGCCUAAAGGUGCGGUACUACACGUGCAUAGCUCUUUGAUGCUUAGUGCAGAUCGCUUGCUGAAUUUGACCUACGAAGAACACCUGUAUAUGUGUAACGAUGACGGUGAUUUGCAAUUUAGAUUCUCAGAGGACACUCCCAAAUCACCUUGUUCUAUCGACUGGGUACUGCUGAAGGAUCUAAGAAAUUUAAAUGGUGCAAAAUUCGAUGAAUCGUUAAAAGAAUAUUUAACUCUAUUUUCUGAGUCUGAUAGUGUUUGUAGCAAAACAAACGAUAUUAACUCGAUCUGGCGCAAAUUUGAAAAAGUAUCAAACUUAGUAUCCCAACUAAUUAUUUAUAGACCGGUAACUGAAAAGUUCUUUUACGAAGCGUUGAUUGAAUUUUACGAAGAUAACAUACAGUAUAUUGAAAUAAGAAGCGGUUUGAAAACUCUGUACGAAUUAAACGGAACGGUGCAUGACAAAUUGUAUAUGCCGAGAUUGUACCGUGAAGUGGCGGAGCGUUUUAAAAGAGAUCAUCCGGACUUUGUGGGCGUUAAAUUGAUUGUGACCAGACACAGACUAAAGACAGAUGAAGAGAUACGCAAGACUAUAAAUAUGGCUAGACAGGUGAAGCAAGAAUUGCCGUCUUUUUUUGCUGGGUUCGAUCUCGUCGGGCAGGAAGAUUUGGGUAGACCGUUGUCUGAUAUACUGCCUUUCUUGGCAGAAGCGAAGAAUGACUUACAAUAUUACUUCCAUGGAGGUGAAACUAACUGGUACGGGACUUCAGCUGAUGAGAAUCUGUUUGAUGCUGUUCUUUUAGGAUCGAAGCGUAUAGGUCACGCAUACGGUCUGAUUAAGCAUCCAUCUUUGCUGAUGGCUGUGAAACAGAAAGAUAUAGCGUUGGAAGUGAAUGUAGUAUCAAAUGUGGUCUUAGGUUUAGUGCAUGAUGUGAGGAAUCAUCCGUUAGCGACGUAUUUAGCGCUAGGUCUGCCGGUCGUGUUAUCUAGUGACGAUCCAGGAGUAUGGGGCGCAGAUCCAUUGUCCCACGACUUUUAUAUAACUUUCGUGGGUGUUGCGAGCAAACGCGCCGACUUACGUCUUCUGAAACAACUGGCUAUUAAUUCUAUUAAGUAUAGUACGUUAAAUAUACAACAUAAGGAAAUAUUGUUCAGAGUAUUUUAUUCUAAAUGGGAUGUCUUUAUCAAACAGGUACUAACUAUGAGUGCAACUCUUUGAGGUAUAGAUAAAUGCAAUUUAUUAUAUUACUUUAUAAGAAUUCUGUAUAGAA